This is a messenger RNA of Gloeophyllum trabeum ATCC 11539, 1851 nucleotides long. RefSeq lists its product as uncharacterized. The record is from RefSeq and is a predicted model, not a curated record. Gene Ontology annotation, molecular function: exonuclease activity; nucleic acid binding. NCBI's taxonomy places the organism in Eukaryota, Fungi, Basidiomycota, Agaricomycetes, Gloeophyllales, Gloeophyllaceae. The coding region runs from base 1 to 1851 and encodes 616 amino acids. Gene Ontology annotation, cellular component: nucleus. The transcript has 9 exons.
AUGAAGCGGACACAAGGCAACUCGCCAUCAUCGCCGAUAACCGUCUCAUCGUCCCCGGUGCACAAAAAGAUGAAAGUUUCGCCGCCCGUGGCACAAGGCAUUGUCCAGCCCGACAUGAAUGACGAUGGCGGUGACUGGUUCAAGGUCGAAAAAGGGAAGGCGAAGAAGAUGAAGAAGAAGGUUGCAAAAGUGGAGGCGAAUCCCCCGCGGUUUAUGUAUAACAAGGCAGAGAUCAUGAAGAGGAGGGAAGCAGUGGGCGUUAAUGAUAUUCGCGACUUGAUUCUGCACAUCGUUGCAGACGCCCCUCCGCCAUCGUGGGUUCGAGUUGAGAACCCUCGGUCUAUACCAAAAGUCGUAGCCCUAUUGAUACCGGGUCUUACUCCCGACAUCCUUGCUCUGCCUCCUCUUCCGACGUCUGCGACAUCCAAUCCGAACGUGCCCAUAUCAGUGCCUGUCCCCUCCACAUCCAGUUCACAACCCGGUGUCCCUUUCAUAUCCUCGACAUACAGCCAUGCGCUACCGACGCGAGCGCCUGGGGAUGCUACAAAGAUGCACUCUGUGAUGGCGGAGUUCUUUCACGGGCCCGUCACGGGCGAGGAACAGAAACGAAGGCUACAGCAGCGGUCUCCGUCAAGUUACCUCCUGACCCUCGACCAGAUGAUCGAGAACGACUACCCCGUCCCGUCGUACAUGAGCAGCGCUUACGAGAAGGCUGAUGGGUGGGUCGAGACACCCCAACCCGAGCCCUCAUCAAGCGCACAGGCAGAUUCUCCCGUGUACGCCAUCGACUGCGAGAUGUGUCUAACAGAAGACGGGAAAGAACUGGCGCGCGUAUGUAUUAUUGAGUAUGCCACUGGCAAAGUCAUCUACGACCGGCUCGCCAAGCCGCAAAAGCCCAUCCUGGACUACCUCACGCGGUGGUCAGGCAUCACAGCAGAAGCUCUGGCACCCAUAACGACGACGUUCGAAGAAGUGCAAUCAGAGAUCCUCGCCCUGCUCUCUGCCAAGCCUACCCCCAUUCUACUUGGCCAUUCACUGGAAUCCGACCUCAAGACCCUCAAGAUCUGUCAUCCAUAUUGCAUCGAUACGGCAAUCCUGUUCCAUCAUCCUCGAGGGCGGCCAUUUAAACCUGCCCUAGCGUGGCUGACGAAGAAAUGGUGUGGUCGGAUUAUCCAGGCACGGGGGGAGGGAGGGCACGACCCAGAGGAGGACGCCCGAGCGUGUCUGGACUUGUUGAAGAAGAAGGUCGACAACGGUCCAGGCUACGGCGAGUUCAAGACCGACAUGGAGUCUAUCUUUGAGCGGAUGGCUAGGUCGACUGGACAUGGACCGACCCCCAUCCGGUCGGCCGUCGUGGAUCAUGGCAAUCCGGCUUCCAUGCACGGCGCGAAGGCCACUUCCACCGUCGCCUGCAAGAGUGACGAGGAAAUAUUCGAAGGGCUGCAGCGGAUGAUCUCAGAUCACCAGUUCGUAUUCGGGAGGUUCAAUGCUGUCGCUGACGCACUGGGAUGGAUAACAAACCGAUCGCCUGAUGCGCCUCCAAAUGCCGAAAUGGAACCAGUUCCGGAGCCGGAUCUGAGAGCUAUCCUCGACAGAUUAAAUGCGCAGUUGACGGCGCUCUACGCGUCUUUGCCGCCUUACACUGCCCUCGUUAUUUUUACCGGGCACUCAGAUCCGCGUGCGAUGUCGGCGCUGAACGCACGCAAGUCUGCGUUUGAAAGCGCGCUGAGAGAAGGGAAGACCCUAUCGGACCUGGAUAAGGAUAGCUGGUGGACAAACCAAGAUGCGCGAGACCUGGAGGAGCAGGUUGAGCGGGCAAAGCGGGGGUUGUUGUUCCUCAACAUCAAGUAG